UGGGCCUUUAAAUUUGAGUUGGAUGAGUCAUUUUUGCCUCUCAAUUCCUUUGACCCCAAACCCCUCCCGUCCUGUACUCCUACUUCCCCUGACCAAUCCUGACAGACUCUGACAGCCUCUCCAGCCUAUCGACACAACAGCACAGCCUAUCAGAUGGAGAGGAGCAGCUGGACCGCCUCCAGCAGGCGGAGCUCACUCGGAACAUGCCCAUGUCACUGUGGAAGGCAGGGGCAGUACAAGCCUGGCUGGAGGUUGUCAUGGCAAUGCCCAUGUAUAUCCGUGCUUGCACGGAAAACGUCAAAAGUGGCAAGGUGCUGCUGGGGCUGACAGACGAGGACCUGGAACUGGGACUGGGUAUCAGUAAGCCCAUGCACCGCAGGAAGCUACGCCUCGCCAUUGAGGACUACAGGGAGGCAGAGGCUGGCCAGGGGCUAUCAAAGGCUGCAGAAAUGGACCAUCACUGGGUUGCCAAAUCUUGGUUGAGUGAUGUCGGGUUGCCACAGUAUUCCCAAGCCUUCCAAAAUCAACUGGUGGAUGGUCGGGUGCUCAACUCCCUCAGCCGACGAGACCUAGAGAGACUCCUGAACGUCACCACAGAGUCCCACCAAAACAGCCUGCUCCUGGCUAUACAGCUCCUGCAACUGAUCAACUUCAACAAAGAGGUGCUGCAGGCUCGCCGGGCCCAGUGUGAGCACCAGCACCAGGACCCUGUAGUUUGGACCUGCCACAGAGUCAUGAAGUGGAUCAGAGACAUAGACCUAAAAGAGUAUGCUGACAGUCUCCAUGGCAGGGGAGUCCAUGGUGCUGUGCUGGCUCUGGACCCCUCCUUUGAUGCAGAUGCCAUGGGCAGGGCCCUGGGAAUCCCCAGCCACAAACACAUGCUCCAUCGGCACCUAUAUGAGGAGAUGAAGGCUCUCGCCAUCCCUGCCAGGCAUAGUAGUGUUGAGCAGGAUUGUGACGCGUCGGGAACCCCACCACAAUCACCUUCUGCUGUUAGCCGCUAUAAUGACGAGAGUGUGUCCAUGAGACGAAGACCAGGCAAGAGUCUUCUAAGGUUCAGCCCAAAGACCGCCAUUGGACGGGGCCUUGGUUACCAUGGCAGCUGUGGAUCUCUGCCCAGAGAGGCGCGGGUGCAGGCUGUGCCCAGGACGAAGGGCAGUCCCAUGCACACCUACAACAGUGUUGAGAUCACCAAUGUCUAAACUAUGCAGAGCCACCAAGGAUUUCAAUGCAGUUUCCAUUUAGCCUGAGGUGGAUACUGGUGGUUGGACUCAGAAUCAACAUAAUACCUGCUUUAAGACAGUCUAAGUUUUCAUCUUAAUUUUUGGAAUUAAAAUCUUUUUCAAUUUUAGAGACAUUUUCUUUCUUUUGUUCUACAGUAAAUGUCAAUAGAUCAGUGGACGUAAUGCCUUAUGUUUGAAUCGGGAAAAUUCUGAAAAUGUGGUAACAUUCAAUUCCACAUUGCAGCCCUGGUGCCAUGUUUCCUUUCUAAGAAUGAACAUCACAACAUUUCUUUAUCAAGACAUCUGCUGUAACAUCUAUCAAGAAACAAUACGCUAAUAAUGUGUUUCCGCAUAUCAAACAAAAAAAUAUUGACGUGUAAAAGAAAAAGUCACUUCUGGGCAUCAAAGAAUUGAUGUCUUUGCCCUGUUUCCUGUAUCUCACUGUCUGGCCUGCCUCCCCCUGCAGGGGUCUGAUGUUGGCAUGCCUGGGUUUCCUGUAUCCCACUGUCUGGCCUGCCUCCCCCUGCAGGGGUCUGAUGUUGGCAUGCCUGGGUUUCCUGUAUCCCACUGUCUGGCCUGCCUCCCCCUGCAGGGGUCUGAUGUUGGCAUGCCUGGGUUUCCUGGCUCAAAAGUUGCAGAUGACCACUACUUGGAACUUGAAACCUAUUCUUUGGAACCCGCCAUUCACUGGGUUCUGUGUAAGUUUACCAUUACAUUCUAUAUUGUGAGAGAUAACUAACUGACCUUGUGUUAAAGACAACAGCCGUGAAGAGAAUUAGGUGUGGGGGAGCAGAGCUUUCUCUUUGUUCAAAUAGCUCAAAUGUGGCUAAGAGGUACAGAUAAAAACCUAAUCAAAUGUUAUUUGUCACAUGCUUGGUAAACAACAGGUGUAGACUAACAAUGAAAUGCUGACUUACAGGUCAGUUUCCAACAAUGCAGAGUUAAAGGUAAAAAAUGUAAUAAAAAUACAGACUACAGUUUGAUAUGUUUGUCAUAAAUAUUCUUAACUUUACUGAAAGCAAUAAAAGCACUUCACUUCCAUGUGUCACUGUAAAUAUGGGGAACAUACUCUAUUACAAUAUUACUAAUCAAUUCAUUAGAAGGUAAAGAUUUAGCUAUGUCUCUCUGUGUCACAGAGAUUACAAUGUUGUAAAUGUUUGUACAUUUUGCAUUGCAGAAAAUGAAGGACCUCAAACAAAGGAACAGUUAAAUAAUACCAUAGUUUAGAAUGUCUUCACAGAACAGAAUGUCAAGGGAAAUCUUUGUUUUAUUAUCAAUAACUAAAUUAUCUUUACCACACAUGAUUGUAGCAAGAGUGCAUGAGCUGUAUGCAGUAUGUAGAGCACGUGUCAAUCUCAUUCCACGGAGGGCCGAGUGUCUGCAGGUUUUUGUUCCACCCUUGUACUUGAUUGAUGAAUUAAGGUCACUAAUUAGUAAAGAACUCCCCUCACCUGGUUAUCUAGGUCUUAAUUUAAAUGAAAAACCGCAGAUACUAGGCCCUCCAUGGAAUGAGUUUGACACCCCUGAUGUAUACCGUACAACAGUACAACAGCAUAUUUCACCACUGCAUUCCACAGCCAUGUCUCUAUAUGCAAACAGCUGGAGGGGGACUAGAACCAGAGGAAGACAAGUCUGUCAGCUAUGGGCGUCACCCCAGCACCCUAGUUAACACAGUCAUAUAGAGAUACAAAGCGGGAACAUUAGACUAGUUCAAACUAGUUAACUAUGGUUGUGAGAUGUGGUUUGAACAUCAAUGGCUUAUGUGUUACGGAAAACACACACUAUACUGUUGACUUUGUUAUGGUGUCACAAUCUACUUUCAAACAAGCAAUUCCCAUCCAUAUAAAGUCAGACUACUGACAACAGAACAGAGGGGCAAUUUCCAUUAAAUGAGAAAGAGAGUUUAUAUUGUAUGUUUUCAAAUAGAUGCUUAUUAAGUAAUAAUGUACAUUGUGACACUGCUGAUUUUUAUUUACAUUA
Molecule: messenger RNA, 3203 nt
Organism: Salvelinus sp. IW2-2015
Lineage: Eukaryota; Metazoa; Chordata; Actinopteri; Salmoniformes; Salmonidae
Product: kazrin-like
Molecular function (GO): protein binding
Source: RefSeq, a predicted model, not a curated record